GUAGUGUACUGUUUGAUCUCAGAGACACUCAGAAAAACAGGAUCAACUGAGAAUAUGAUGCAAAACAAAGAACAACAUGGAGAAAAUGAACCUGUGAAGAGUCAGCCACGGUCUGGUGGAGCAGUGUCCCCAAUGACACCAGCACCAACACCAUGCUCUGUUCAAGGACUGGAAUACCUCAGCCAGGCAUCCCAAAUGCUAGUGCAACUUAAACUUAAAUGGAUGCAGGCCUGUAGGCAAAUCGUAUAUGAGAUAAAAAACAGCAUGGGCCAAAAAGUGUACACCAUCACUGAAGACUAUAAUUGCGCUUGCCAAUACUUCUGUUUGGGAAAUAGAUCCAUUACCGGGAGGAUUUGUGAUAAUUCAGGAAAUCUUGUUAUGGAAGUCUACAAACCUUUCAAUUGCCAAUUAUUUACUUUAUGUUGCAAUCCAAAAACUGAAGUGAGAAUGGCAUCUGGGGUACCAAUGGCCUCUAUAGUUAAAGGAUUAUUCCCAUGUACAGUGACAUUUAAAAUUCUGAAUGAAAAUGGUGAUGAAGUGCUGCAAAUAUCUCAAAUACAUUCCAACUUCUGCGAGAAGAAAUUUAAGAUAACGUCCAUUAGGGAGAAAAUUGAGGUUGGAAGAAUUUCUCUAUAUGGAACUCCUUGUUUUCUGUUUCCAGAUACUAUAAAUUUUGAUGUUCAUUUUUCUCUGGAUCUGGAUGUGAAAUUGAAAGCAGCUAUACUAGGAACGUUCUUACUUUUUAGUUUCUAAAUGGCAAUGGUGGCAAUGGCGAGCGAAGACAGAUUUGGAAGACAACAUGGACGACUGUAGCGGGCAGCCGAUAAAACUAUAUAUAUA
This is a messenger RNA of Bufo bufo (common toad), 840 nucleotides long. RefSeq names its product phospholipid scramblase 1-like. Gene Ontology annotation, molecular function: phospholipid scramblase activity. Gene Ontology annotation, biological process: plasma membrane phospholipid scrambling. Gene Ontology annotation, cellular component: plasma membrane. Lineage: Eukaryota; Metazoa; Chordata; Amphibia; Anura; Bufonidae. The record is from RefSeq and is a predicted model, not a curated record. The transcript is spliced from 8 exons. Bases 55 to 753 code for a protein of 232 amino acids.